Molecule: messenger RNA, 1086 nt
Organism: Penicillium angulare
Lineage: Eukaryota; Fungi; Ascomycota; Eurotiomycetes; Eurotiales; Aspergillaceae
Exons: 5
Coding region: 1-1086 (361 amino acids)
Source: RefSeq, a predicted model, not a curated record
AUGGGAUCCACCCAAGAGAUGCACAAUAUGGAGGAGACCCGGGCCCCUACCCUGCAGGGUGUGAUGUGGGUUAUGGCGAUAGUGCCUCUGAUUUUCGUGACCAUGCGUAUUUAUGUGCGAGUUUGCUUGAGGCGUGUUUUUGGAUGGGAUGAUUUUAUUAUUAUCGUCGCAACAGCUCUCCUCAUUGCGUAUGCUGCCGUAUGCCAAGUCGCUACCAACCGGGGCCUUGGAAAACAUCUUUUAGUCGUCGAGGAGAACCCAGAUGAUCUUAUAGCAGUAGCUUUGCUUUGCGAUAUUGGCGAAGCUUUGGCAAUUAUGGCCUGUGCUCUGGGGAAAACAUCAUUUGCGGUGACGCUCUUGCGAAUCGUAGUAAAGAGAUGGAUGAUAGUACUACUAUGGUUUGUUAUUAUCACCAUGAACGUUGUCAAUAUCUUAACCGCGUUCUUCGUCUUUCUUCAAUGCAAAGACCCUCGACAUUUGUGGAACCCUGCUAUACCAUCCAAAUGCUGGCCUUCGCAUGUCUUCACAGAUUAUUCUUUGUUUGUGGGAGCCUACUCUGGUGCCCAGGAUUUUGUUCUCGCCCUUCUUCCCUGGGCAAUCGUUUGGAAUCUUCAAAUGAGAAAGAAGGAAAAGAUCGGAGUAGCACUUGCUAUGAGUUUGGGUAUCUUCGCGGGUGCGGCUUCCAUUGUCAAAACAAUUUACUUGGUGGCCCUUUCGGCUAAAGCAGAUUUUACCUGGGAACUUGCUCCAUUGCUCUACUGGGCUGGGGUUGAAGAUGGUCUAGCCAUAACCGCAGCUUCAAUCCCAGCAUUGAAGCCCUUGCUGAUGCGGAUAUUCCCCAGCCCCUCCGCAAACGAAAACUACAACAUGAUUUCAUAUCCACCGAAGCCUGGUAAGGGGAAAAUCUUUGACAAGAUCUUUGACAGUUCCCAGGGGGAGCACAAGGUAGAGAUCGACAUUGCACAUCCAGGACUUCACAACAAAGAAAGUCAAACAGCCAUUCUGCAGCCCCAGUCACCUACGAAAAGGACUGAGAGUAUAAACCUUACAACAGAACUCUCAGUGACGUAUACACGUUCUCCGUGA